AUGCCAGGAGCCAUGAUCGUCUCGUCUCCGUCCUCUGCAAGCUUCCAGUCUGGGGCAUGCUCCUCUCCUAAUCAUUUUUCUGCUCCUGGUGCAACAAGCGCCUCCGCUGCUCAAUUUGCCGCGUCCUCGCGUGUAUCUCCUUACUCAGGCUUCAAUUCUCCCUCACCAUUCGCCGCCCCCGCCGCCGUUGCCAACUCUGCCUCGUCCCCUGCCCUUCGUCAGCAUCGUCGCUCCGCGUCUCGCUCGCUUUUGUCUCACAGCAUAGAGGAAUUACGCACUGCCUUGAAAAACCACACUGUAGCCACUCCUCCCUCGCAGGAUCCCGCCUCGGGCCCCUCAGGGGAUCAUUCUCGCGGCUGUAUGUCCGCUGGACCAGACACCCUUGGGGGCGACUCCCGCCAGUCGUCGACUAAUGCGAGCAAUAAUGAUAAUACGACCAAUCCGAAUAAUCAUGAUCCGAUUCAGCCAGCCCAGACUAAAUCCCAAUCCCAGCCUCCGAAGGCUGCACCUCAGGUUCCAAUCGCUACCAAUGCAGAUACAAGCGUGAUUGCCAUUUCGCCCUCAGAUGUGAAAGGAAAACGUCAACUGGCCGAUGCUACUGAGCGUCCCACCGCCGUUGCAGAAACAAAACAAAAUGGGGAAGAAACAGAACAGAGUCGGCUGAAGCGAUUACGACCGCCGGCACCAACCGUCAAACUGUUACCUCGACGAUAUGAAUUGGUGCAUCCGAACGAUCUCGUGAUUUUAAUUUCUAGCAUGAUCAUGGAGCUGAUCCAGUACAAUGACACCAUCCCCUUACAAGGUGGCCGAUUGACUCGUUUUCACUCACGGACACCGCCCCGUAUCUCGGUACGAGACUAUUUACAGCGUUUGACGACGCAUGCGACAUUAUCGCCUCCGAUUCUUCUCAGCAUGGUUUAUUAUAUCGAUCGUCUAUGUGCUCUAUACCCCGCCUUCACUGUUUCGAGCUUGACGGUUCAUCGUUUCUUGAUUACGAGCGCUACGGUUGCUAGCAAGGGUCUCAGCGAUAGUUUCUGGACGAACAAGACAUAUGCACGGGUUGGAGGUAUCACAAUCACCGAGUUGGCGAUGCUCGAGCUGGACUUUUUAUGGCGCGUGGAAUGGAAAAUCGUUCCACAGCCUGAAGUGCUCGUCGAUUAUUACCUGAGUCUUGUCGAACGAUGCGAAGGAUACGCACUAGAGCCGGAAGAAUCUGAUUUGGCAUCGGCGACUUCCGGCAACAUGGAGGGUGUUGUUACCACUCCACCUUCAACCUAA
Molecule: messenger RNA, 1278 nt
Organism: Talaromyces marneffei
Lineage: Eukaryota; Fungi; Ascomycota; Eurotiomycetes; Eurotiales; Trichocomaceae
Exons: 1
Coding region: 1-1278 (425 amino acids)
Biological process (GO): regulation of cyclin-dependent protein serine/threonine kinase activity
Cellular component (GO): nucleus; cyclin-dependent protein kinase holoenzyme complex
Molecular function (GO): cyclin-dependent protein serine/threonine kinase regulator activity; protein kinase binding
Source: RefSeq, a predicted model, not a curated record